Messenger RNA from Suillus fuscotomentosus, 945 nucleotides. RefSeq names its product DNA breaking-rejoining enzyme. Gene Ontology annotation, biological process: DNA recombination; DNA integration. Bases 1 to 945 code for a protein of 314 amino acids. Gene Ontology annotation, molecular function: DNA binding. The record is from RefSeq and is a predicted model, not a curated record. The transcript is spliced from 5 exons. NCBI's taxonomy places the organism in Eukaryota, Fungi, Basidiomycota, Agaricomycetes, Boletales, Suillaceae.
AUGCGUGCCUCUAUGACAUACGCGUUUGGUAGGCUCCAGGGGCUUGGAAAUAUGUGGUGGCACGAGUCGGAUGUUGGAGGUGGUGUCAUGGUUGGCAAUCCCUCCAUAUCAACGGAGGUGUCCUCUUUCAUGUGCUCGCUCCGACGUCGCAAGGUCAAGGCUGGUGAGGUGGCAACUAGUGCCCGUGCCAUAACAACGGUGAGCAAUGUCUGGCCUCCUGAGUCGUGGAUAAUGAUAGUCAACCCCUCACAGGACAUUCUGUUCAAACUUUACCACCACAACCACCUCGACGAAAACUGGGCUAUUCAGCCUUACCAGCCUGGCGAGCGCCUCAACUCACACCGCUGGGGUGGUGGCCGUGCUCGGAGGCUGUUGCAGGCCGCAUACACCAUAGCAUUUGUGUGCAUGCUGCGCUUCGACGAAGUCCUCAAGAUCCAGGCGCACGAUUUUGGAGUGUUCGAGAAGGGGGUGACGCUACACCUUCCUUUCCGCAAGACACAUCAGAAUGGAGAUAUCAAACCCUUCCACUUGUGGGCCUUCCCACCACACGAGGCCCACAUCUGCCCUGUCAGAGCCCUUGCAGCCUGGCUGUCCGAGUCGAGGAUCAAGUCUGGGUAUGUUUUUCGGAAAAUAGCCUCAGGUGACCGCAUAGCAGAGGCCAACACUCCAAUGACCUCCGAACAAUUCUUAGAGCUUUUUCGCAACAACUUGCUGGACAUAGGCAUCGAUCCGGCCCCAUAUGGCACCCACUCAUUCCGACGAGGAGGCUGCCAGAAGAUCUGUGAGUGGGGAGGCUGGAGUGCUGAAUUUUCGAAUCUGACCAUAGUCAAAUAUCUCAUCUCAUCGAACGACGACCCUGUCGAGCCGAGGGAGCAUUUUUUCAAUCCUGAUAGACCUCCCACUGUCAAGUGCCCACACUGUGGGAGAUGCUGCCCUUGUGGCUGA